CAAUCACCUUACCGGAUCGAGUGCUAGGAAUUGUGGGAGAGAAUGGAAGAAACGUCCGCCAUGAUGGGCGCUGAAAAUUUCGUUCUGGUUGUGUUACAAAAAAGUGUUGUGUUAUCAAACCGAGCAUGUAAGACGUCUAAGUGUUAAAAUGGCAAGAAACUAGACAGUAUAAGUCACCGCAACAACCUCGAAUUACCCGUCCAGACGGGAUCCGAAGGAAGUUACUGCGGAUUGAAAGGGGACGUCGCUAAGCCUCGUGUUUGUUCUGGUGAUCGUUUGAUUAGAAGAUGAGUAAACUGUCUUUUCGAGCUCGUGCGCUGGACGCCACCAAACCAGUACCAGUAUACUGGUCGGAAGAGAUUCCGGACUUGCCAGAUUUUGCCGCAAUUAAUCGUGCGGUUCCUCAAAUGCCCACCGGAAUGGAAAAAGAGGAAGAAUGCGAACAUCACUUACAGAGAGCAAUCUCAGCUCAACAAGCCUUUGGACAUACUGGUGAAUUGGUAAUACCUACACCAGAAGUCUUUGCAACACCACCUGACAUUUAUGAAGAAAUGUAUCCAGCGAAUUACAAAGUUCCUCGUCAGCUUAUACACGUACAGCCCUUUUCUAUGGAUCAGGGAAUUCCUGAUUAUGAUAUGGAUACAGAUGAUGAAAAGUGGGUAAAUCAGCAAGCAAGGAAAAUGGACAUAACACCACUACAGUUUGAAGAGAUGAUGGAUCGUCUUGAAAAAAGCAGUGGACAACAGGUUGUUACUUUAAAAGAAGCAAAAUUAUUAUUAAAAGAAGAUGAUGAUCUUAUUAUUGCUGUAUAUGACUAUUGGUUAAAUAAAAGACUGAAAACUCAACAUCCAUUAAUACCUCAAGUUAAGACGGAAAAGAGAGAUGGUUCAACUGUGAAUAAUCCAUACGUUGCAUUCCGAAGACGAACAGAAAAAAUGCAGACAAGAAAGAAUAGGAAAAAUGACGAGACUUCAUAUGAAAAAAUGUUGAAAUUACGAAGAGAUUUAAGUCGAACAGUAACAUUGCUUGAAAUGGUUAAAAGGAGAGAGAAGACGAAAAGAGAGCAAUUGCAUUUAACUAUAGAAAUUUUUGAGAAAAGGUAUCAAGCUGGAGAUUUUAGUGGGCAAAUUCUCUCUGAAGUAUCAACUAUAAAACAUACUAAGCCAGCCUAUGUUCCUGUAAAUAAUAAUCAAGGAGUUAUGAAACAAGAAACACGGGUAUCUAAACAUAAAGAUGAAGGAACACAGAGGAAGAAAAGAGAAUAUACAAAAAGAAAGCAUAAACAAGAUUCUACAUCACUUAGACAACAACAAUCAGUGUCACGUACUGAAGUAGAUUCUGGAUAUCCUGAUAUUAGUUCUGAAGAUGAAAGACUUUCAUUAGUAACAUCACCAUCUGAUCCAGAAGAUGAUAAUGAUCCAGAUGGACCUUAUGCCUUUCGAAGGAAGAAGUAUUGUGAUUAUCAUGGACCUUUAAUAGAUCGUCUUGGGAAUUGGCCAUGGUGUAGUCCAGAUGAUGGUGGGCUUAGUGAUCCUCGGUAUAGGUAUAAUUUGACAUCAUUAUCAGAACCACAGACUAGAUGUAUAGGAUUUGCAAGGAGGAGGAUAGGAAGAGGUGGAAGACUUCUGCUGGACAGAGCUUGGACACCUGCAGAUGAUUUAUGGCCUAUUUUAGACUUUAGUAUACCACCUUCUUUACCAAAUGGUCUACCAUGUUCAAAUGAUUUCUUAACAGAAAUAAAGAAUGACUGGUUACAUUUUCGACCACAGCCUUCAGCUAGAAGAAUAAGUGUUGCUAGUAGUGAUGAACAAGAUGAAAAUAAUCAACAGAUACACUCACCUGUUGGACAGUUAGAUGAUGUAAAUAAUGCUCUUGACAGUGUACCAACAGACUUUGAAAGUUUCCAAAGUCAUCAAGAAGAACUUUUUGAAAUGCAAAGAAAACAAUUAGAAAGGUUAAAACAAGAAGAACUAAGUUCAGAUAAUUCAUAUAAUUCAGAACAUUCCUUUACCUCCCAACCAACAUCACGUUUCACUUUAGACUCUGCCAGUGCAAAAUUUGCUGUGUCAGCUGUGCUCAAUACUAGUGAUGUACCUGGAUUUCUAAAUUCACUAGUAUCAGCAUCAGAGACCAGUAACAGUAUUACCUCACAUAUUACAGGAAAAUUACCAUUAACUAAUGGACCAAUAGCAGAUAGUACUGAUAUAAAUUAUAGCAGUUUUAACAAAGAAAAUGCUGAUAGCACAAUUUCUCAUGUUCCACCUACACCCUUAGACUCUGUUCUGGAAAUAACAUUACCGAAUGUAGUAACAUCAACAGCAUUACCAACAUGUGUACAAGUAGUACCGUCCACAGAUUUGGAUCUACAUAAUCCAUUAAGUAUGUUAACAUCAAAAGUGACUACCCCUCAUGAUGAAUUAAGGUUCCCUAAUACAGAACAGAAUGGAAAUGAAGAAAGUGGAGAGAGUCAAGAAAACAUGACAUUAAACAAAAUGAAAGUUUCUAGUGACAGAGGAGUACCGAUGGAUGUAACUUGACAAUGGUUGAAAUCUGAACAAGGUACUAGAUAUGCUAGCCUGCAGUGUUCUGCAUGAAAAGAUGGGAAGUCAUUCUGCAGCUUGGUCCUGUAACUGAUGGUGGAGAGAGAAGAAAGGAAAUUGCACUUCUCAAGUCAGUCUCUGUAGAGGUGAUUGCCACAUCCCAUUGACCCAAGAAGAAAGGAAAAGUGAUGCUUCAUAAUGUGCUGUAUUCAGUCCCAACCUUUGUCAUAACUGCUGUAUGUAGAUUUAGAAGUCUUUGUGAAUUAAUGUUCAAAUUCCACAUUACGUGUACUACAAAAUUUUCAAAACUGAGAACAAGUUUGAGUAAAAUCGAUGGAGAAAACCCUAGGUUUUCUACUUCAUUAUAGAAAUAUUGACUGAUAGUUUACUUACUGUACACCAUACUGUUUUCAACAUCCCACUUCUGUAUUAUGUACUUUUUAAAUAAUAAUAAUUGAAGAUUAAAUUAUUUUUUAUUUUACUAUAGAUGAAUUCCAACAGCUCAACUUCAAUCCAAAAUAAACAAAUUUGUGAAACAACAAGUCUUCCUUCCAUGUAAAUGCUGCACAAUAUUAAAUACAAUACUGUAUUUCAUUAUAUAUUUUUAAGCUAUGUCUGUUGGAAUUUGAAACUAUUCAUUCCAAAAUCUAAUUUAUAUAUCAGCAAUAUAUCACCUUUAGAGGGAAGCAACCACCAAAUUUUUUUUGUUAAUUUGUCAGUUUAAAGUUACCUGUUAAACUUUGUUACUAUACACAGUGCUUCAUUUUAGUAAAUUUUCAUGAACCUCAAAUGAUUUUUAAAAUGUAUUUAUUAAUUUAGUAGUACAACCCACAAUCUGAUAAAUAAUUUUUAUUGUUAUUGAAUUUUAACAAUGAAUUUGUUUUAUUUAAACUGCUUCCCUUUACAUAAUUAAAUGUAAAUGUAUUCUUGAGCAGUUAUUUCCUUGUUGCCAAUGGCUGAGGUAUAGAAUCAGUUCAUUUUAAAGGUUGCUUAUUCUCAUGCUAGUCCUUAAUUUAGAUGUAGAUUUUUCAUUGCCUUAUAAGUGGCUGUGAUUAACAAACUGAUCUGUUCUUUUCCUCAGCUUUUUGGUAAUAUUUUUGCUGUAAUAUACAUAUACAUAUAUAUAUAAAGUACUUAUGUAUGUAUGUAUUUAUGUAUAUAUAUAAAUAUAUAUAUAUCUGAUAUAGUCACAAAGGAAAAAAAUUGGUUUAAGCCCAUGAAUAUUUUUUUUGGGAACUAGAAAACCAAAGGCAGCUGUGUAUACAUGUGAUAAUGUGUUGUGUACUCAAUUGUCAAGUUGGAAUGUAUGUAUAUAUUGUGGUAAUUUUCUAGUAAAAACAAUUGGCUUCUAGAUGUUGACAGUAUGACAUUGUGACAAUGAUAGUGAAUGCAGUACGGGUCCUCCGGUGCCUUUAAGGCAUAUUUGCCAUUCCGGCUAAUAUACACACAGGCUAAUCAGACAAAUGACUAAAUAUGCAAAUAACUUAAAGCCAUAUUUGUACUACAGAUAACAAUAUAUAUCACCUAAAAAGUGGAUAGUUCUGUAGAUAAAAAAUAACUUUAAUGUUAUAAAUAAAGUUGAAGGCAAAACUGAAAUAUAAUAUAUUUUUAUCUCCUAUUAAAUGUGCAAUGUGUAAUAUAAUUUAAAAUUCCUCUUAUGAUUCAAAAUAAUCCCUGUUAUUUCUGUUGUAACAAAUGGUGAUAUAUUUUUAGAUAGAGAUUUCAUACUGCCAGAGAAUUUAUCCCAAAUAUGCAAUAUAAAAAUACUAAACUAGAACAAUAAUAAUGAUUUUUUGAGUGUUGAAAAGUUCCUUAUUAAAAUUCCUGGUAGAAAGAAAAGAAUACUUUGUGUGUUGAAAUGUGAAUAUUAAAUCAUUGUGAUAUCCAAAUACUGUAGUAUAAGUAAGGCUUUAUGUUUAAUAUUUGCAUAUUACAAUUUAUUUUUACUUGUUGGUUGCUAUUCUUUUAUAUAAAGAACAUUUUAAAAGUUUUGUGUUUGAAAUAACAAACUACAAUAAUAUUAAAAGCUUGUUAAUUAGCAUUUUUCAGUUAUGCUGGCACUUUUUUUUCAGCCAAGAGAAAUUUUAUUUGAAAUCCACUGUAAAACGAAGUGACUAUAAUAGAAAUAUGAAAUAUUCAAAACCAGUACAAAGUUAGUAAUCAUAAACUUGUUGUAUUGUCAGAAGACACCACUUAUGUAUAUUUUGCAAGCAAUGUUCACCCAAUUCCUGUUACACAAUCAAGUGAACAAAUGAAUCUGUAUGAAUUGUCUGUGAAAUUUUAAUUCAAUCCAUUAUAUAUGUACUUGGAAUAAUUCAUAUUAGAAAGCUGUUCCAGCUCCUAGGAGUUUUACUUUUAAGAUCCAAGUAAAAAUUAAACAAUUGAAGAAAGUGUUAUACGUGAACUGUGCUUGCUAUUAUACAAUAUUUACUAUUGUAAUUUAAGGUUAUGGUACAGUGCCACAUAAUGGCUAGUACCUGAUUAGACUGCCGAAUGAUUAGUCUUGCUCACAUUUAUUGCUAUAUGGUGUCAAUCUGAUGAAGUUUCCUAGUGCUAAAACUAGGAUUCAUCACAGUCAUCUCUUCACUAAGACUCAAUAUAUCUGUAGUUGCUGUGUGUGUAUUACCAUAAAUUGCCGUUGUGAAGUAUCACUUUUCUUCACACAGAACAUCCCUGUACCUCACAGUUGUCAAACGAUGUGGUGUACUGUACAGGCUAUGUUCUGCACCACUGAUUUGUAUGACUGAAUUGUGGAAAACCCUGUGUAAUAUAAGUUUUAUAUUUACUUCAAACUGUAUCAUUGUAAAUAGCACUUUAGCUCGCAUGAAUUAAAGCAAUUUGACCACGA
Molecule: messenger RNA, 5388 nt
Organism: Centruroides sculpturatus (bark scorpion)
Lineage: Eukaryota; Metazoa; Arthropoda; Arachnida; Scorpiones; Buthidae
Gene: E(Pc)
Product: enhancer of polycomb homolog 1-like
Exons: 15
Coding region: 288-2537 (749 amino acids)
Biological process (GO): regulation of transcription by RNA polymerase II
Cellular component (GO): piccolo histone acetyltransferase complex
Source: RefSeq, a predicted model, not a curated record